Messenger RNA from Alosa alosa (allis shad), 1392 nucleotides. RefSeq names its product general transcription factor IIH, polypeptide 3 (gene gtf2h3). The record is from RefSeq and is a predicted model, not a curated record. Gene Ontology annotation, biological process: nucleotide-excision repair; regulation of DNA-templated transcription. The transcript is spliced from 12 exons. NCBI's taxonomy places the organism in Eukaryota, Metazoa, Chordata, Actinopteri, Clupeiformes, Clupeidae. Bases 97 to 1080 code for a protein of 327 amino acids. Gene Ontology annotation, cellular component: transcription factor TFIIH core complex; transcription factor TFIIH holo complex.
CUGUGCUGUGUGUUCUGCAUGUUCUGUGAAUGUUUCGUCUCAUUGAGAUGACGUCAGAUUUACGCCAUCAAGUCGUCGCCGUGGCUUAAAGCUGUGAUGGCUUCAGAAGACGAAGUUAGUCUUCUGGUCAUCGUACUUGACGUGAAUCCAAUAUGGUGGGGGCAGCAAACGCAACGACAACCAGAGUUCACCCUGUCAAAAUGCCUGGAUGCUGUGAUGGUCAUGGGUAACUCUCACCUGAUCAUGACCAGGACCAACAAACUGGCCAUCAUUGCAAGCACCUGUCAGGAGAGUCAUUUCCUGUUUCCCAGUAAGCACUGGAGUGCUGGCGAUGGCACUGGGGAUGACUCUGUAUCAGCUGGUGGCGAUGGCAAAUAUGAGCUCCUUUCGGUUGCUAAUGACUUUAUGGCAGAGGAGAUAAGGGCUCUCAUAGCACGGAUGGAGGUGAAAGACCAGACAGACACGUUGUUAGCUGGAGCCCUUGCCAAGGCCCUGUGCUACAUACAUCGUCUCUCAAAACAACUGGCAGCUGGCCAGGACAUGACGUCCAGAAUAUUGGUGAUAAAAGCAGCAGAAGACUGUGCUCUGCAGUACAUGAACUUCAUGAAUGUGAUCUUUGCUGCUCAGAAACAGGUGAGAUGUCCCUCUCAUCCCCUCUGUUAUUCUCUCUAUCAUUGUGCCUUAAUUUCUCCUAGUUUUGUGUUCCUUCUGUUUCAGGGUGUCCUUAUAGAUGCUUGUGUGCUCGACUCCGACUCCGGGCUCUUACAACAGGCUUGUGACAUAACAGGGGGUUUAUACCUCAAAAUACCACAACGGGUUGCCCUCACACAAUACCUGUUGUGGGUGUUCCUGCCUGACUCUGAGGAGCGCGCCCAGCUGGUGCUGCCACCAUCGGUCCACGUGGACUACAGGGCCGCCUGCUUCUGCCACCGCAACCUCAUCGAGAUCGGCUAUGUCUGCUCUGUCUGCCUGUCUAUAUUCUGCAACUUCAGCCCAAUCUGCACAACAUGCGAAACUGCCUUCAAGAUCCCGCUGCCUCUGAUCAAGGCCAAGAAGAAGAAAGUCAAGCCAGUGACGUGACUCCGGUGGUCACCUGCACGGUGUGCCCACAUGAGGACCUUUAUUUGUGUGUGUAAUUGUAAUGCCUCAGCACUGGAUGCGUCUCGGUGUAGGAGGCCAUGUUCCUGAAGAGGUCUGGAGGUGUUGUCAUGGACUAUUUUCAAAUGGCUCAGUCAGCAAUUACUGAGGGGUGUUGUUUUCUAAUUCUAUUGUACUACCUACUCUUUAAGUUAAACUGAACUGAUGGUGCCUGUACACGCAUGCACACGCACGCACGCACACACACACACAUAUACACAUACACACGCACACACACACACACACACACACACA